AUGUAUCGACAAAAAGCUGAGAGAUUGAACUACGAAUUGCAGGAGACCGUAACAAGUAGAGAAGGGUAGGUCGUAAAACGUGACGAGCUAUUUUAAGACGUCAUGUGUGCACUCAUAUGAACCCUCCAUCCUUGGCAUGGCAUUCAGAUGAGCACACUUAUCAACAGAACAAAGUCUUUUCUCCAAUACUUUUACACUCUUCUGCUGCUCAGAAAGCAAAGAAAGCGAACCUCCCAAAGAAGAGCGAUGAUAGAGUAUACACAGUGGAACAACUUUUCAAGAACCACAUUCAAAUCAGAAUCAUGUGUCUCCCAACUUCAGAGGAGAUGCCUAAAAAUGUGAGCCAUUACAUGAUUGGGUCUAUCAAACUAAGGGCGGACAAAGUAUUUGUGAGCAACUGUCCCAUCUACAAUGUUUACUAUGAAGUGAGAAGACCUUCCGUCACGGUUGAGGUAAGAUUUUACCUUACCACGUAUUUGGUACUUAAAAAAUUAAUUGUGAUGUUUAGAAAAUACACAACCCAAGACUGAAGCAAGCAAGCGAUUUUUACCUGAAAAAUACUGCCAAAUGUGUAGCCGAAUUCAUGAAAGUCGAAUGGAAACAUUUGAAGAUGGUUACAGCACAAGGAAGUCAUCAAGCUGUCGAACGAGUGAUCGUGACAGGCAAAGAAUACAAGCUGAAGAGAAUUCGACCUAUCAGGUUCAUAGCUGAGACCUGUUCCGUCAACCAAACCAAACCAACAGUUAAAAUUGAGGUAAGAGACUCAGAAGACUCGGUCAUACAUUAAUUUAGAAUGUCAAACGUCUUCGACGACCUCAAAAAGACGUCAUUCAGCUGAGAAGUGUAAAUACAAGCCAAGAACCGAGGAAAAUAAAGCUGAUUCAUCAAGACGAGGAUGUUAUCGAUCAAUUCGCCUAUCUAAACCUAUCGGUUUCCACUCAUUCCACUUAUAAAUAA
This is a messenger RNA of Bursaphelenchus xylophilus (pine wood nematode), 957 nucleotides long. The record is from the annotation of a GenBank genome assembly. NCBI's taxonomy places the organism in Eukaryota, Metazoa, Nematoda, Chromadorea, Rhabditida, Aphelenchoididae.